Molecule: messenger RNA, 12672 nt
Organism: Sclerotinia borealis F-4128
Lineage: Eukaryota; Fungi; Ascomycota; Leotiomycetes; Helotiales; Sclerotiniaceae
Source: the annotation of a GenBank genome assembly
AUGGUCAGAAUAACUAAGACGAUACAGCCCAAGCACACAGAAACUUUCUCUUCUUUCAUCAGCAAUUUCGGAAAAACCGCAUGCUCCAUAUCUCUGCCCCUCCUUCCACAACACCUCGCACAAUUUCCUACAAGAUGGCCAUUUCCUCGUGGUGACCUUUAUCAUUGGAUCUCCCUCUUGAAUCGCUUCGAUGUGAUACUCGACAGAUUCUGCACAACAUACAAGCUAGCAGAUGGUCCCCAAAAGGUAGGCUUCGGUUGUGAAAUGCUGGAGUCGAAUGUAGGAGCAACAACAGACGAUACGAAGAGUCAUGAUCUGGUGGAGCUGGGCUAUGGAGAAGAUGGGGAUAGACAAUUGAUUGAGGCAAUCUUGAAAUUCUCAAAGAUGCUCUUGGAGAAUUGUGGCAAUCGCAGUAUCUACUCCAGCAGUCCGCAUCUGGGGAGUUUACUCAAUACCACGUCUAUGUCAUUACUCGAGAACACUCUUCUGGUUACAUCUCAAUUGGCUCAGAGGUAUAAUUCUGCGAUGAAGCGUGUUGGAUCUGCUAGAAGUAGCAAACAUCUAUUGGCCGAGCAUUACAAUAUUGAUCUCAAUAAAGUUCUGCAGCUAGCACUGCCUUUCAGCAAGACUAUUACCACGCCACCAGACUCGGCACACCCAACGACACCUAAUCCCACAACUCCUGGAGCCAAGGGCAAGGAGAAGGAGAAGGCCUAUUUUAAUCUCCCAGCAAGCCACAAAAACUCAACCACCGUUGUCUAUGCAAACGAUCUCGUUUCAAUAUACAAAGGUGGAUCGGGGGUCAGCACAAACACGAAAAUUCCUCGAAGUGGUUCUGAUAACACUUCAUCAGCCGUAUCGCAGGCAAGCUGGGACGAUUGGGGAGACAUCAGGAUGACUUACUAUCCGAAAACCAAAACUGAACCCGAGCCAGUCAACAAUGCUCUGAAGCCAGCUGAUACCGUUACUAUUCCUGUCCCACCUGUUACUCCAACGCAGGUUCGAAGAUCAUCGAACCUUGGUCCAAAUGCUCAGCGUGCGAAUCGUUCUUCUGCAACAGAAGAGACGCCUCCAACGUUGACACGUACCCCUACGAUGCCCUCGGAUGAUGCUCAGCGACAGAAUGCCAAAACUAUAGAAAUAUCUUCAGCGAAGCUCAGAUCCACAGACAUAUAUUCUCUGAUGCAGGAGUAUGGUUUGGAUAUUCCCCAAGAUCUGCAGUACGAGCUGUUCACAAAGAUUCGAAUUGCAAAAGCUCUCAUAUCAUCUCUGGAGACUCGACAACAGGUCCUCGUGAUUAGAAUGCUUGCUGUCGCGAACAUGGCGAAUGUCUAUGCCGAACCUCUCUUCCUCGAAAACAUUAUGAAACAAGAUGGGGAUGAGCCAAAGCGUUUACAGUUCAUCUAUCAAGUUGCUGAUUUAGUGCACCCGCCUGCCGAAGGUGACAUCGCUGUCUCUACGUACAUGCAGACGCUGGCAUUUUCAACUCUCGAGGCUGUCGCGGGCAUUUCAACAAAGUUCCAAGACGUCUGCAAGGCUUUGAAUACUACAAUCAACCAUGGGGUAAUGCUGUACGUUAUCCGCAAAGCUGUGGCUGAAAUGGCCGUGGAAGAUCUUGGUGAUAAGUUGACAGACAAGGAUCAGUGGCGAAAUGCUUUAUUCUCACUUAUGACUAGUCUCUGUCAGUAUCCCCGCACUGCAGAGGGUCUUGUCACAGCUGGCUUGAUACCCAUUAUGAUUGAAAUUCUCGGACUCCGUACUACCGUGGCCCAGCGCUACCAGCCGAAAACUCUGUCAUUUCUGGAUAAUGUUGUGUACAGUGCUCGUGAAGCCUUUCAGAUACUUGUCAAUGCAAACGGCCUUGAUCGUGUCUCGGAUUUGAUUGUUCAUGAGACAUCGACUGCUUUUGCUAUUGCAAAUUCUGGCGAUGGUAUACCAAGCGAACAUUGUUCACAAUCUACUGAUUAUGAAAUUCCAUUUUACCAACAACAAAUCUUGAAAUGGCUGUUCAAAUUCAUUCACCAUAUGAUGUCAUCCGCAAACAGUUAUGGAGGAAAUUUCGAUCGCCUUUUGCGAAAUCUCAUCGAUUCUUCACAAUUGCUCGGUAGCUUACACCAAAUUAUUGGCAACGGUCGCGUUUUUGGCUCCAUUGUCUGGACUAACGCUGUUGGUAUUCUAAACGGCUUCAUUAACAAUGAGCCCACUAGUUUUGCAAUUAUUGCAGAAGCCGGCCUGAGCAGGGGAUUUCUCGAAGCUGUCUCCGGGGCUCCAAUCGUGAUGCCACAACCUCCAACGUCAGAGGGUGUGUCCGGUGAAUCAAAUCAGGCUAUUGAUGGAGAUGGGGACAGUUCAUCAGCAUCAUCUGACGAAGAUGAAGAUGAUGAGCCUCUUUUUGAAGUUGAUAACAACCCGCACCCACCGACCUUGGAGAUGCUUCAAGCUCCCCGUAGAUCACUGGCUUGGGGCAUCAUGCCAACCCAAGAAACUAUCAAUAUUGUACCACAGGCAUUCAGUGCACUUUGCUUGAAUAAUGCUGGUAUGAAGAUGUUUCGAGCCUCUCAUGCUCUGGAAUCAUUCUUCGAAAUAUUCGAGAGUCCUCAACAUGUCAGCUGUAUGGAGUUAAACGGUGAACUGCCGUCUAGUUUGGGCGGGACUUUUGAUGAAUUGGUACGUCAUCACCCGCCUCUCAAGGGCGCGAUAAUCAACGCCAUACUUGAUAUGGUUGUCCGAGUCGGGUACCUCUGCAAAACCAAGGCAGAGAAGAAUAGAGCGGGUGCUAAGUUAUGGAAUUAUGAUUCCGCCGGCAAUGUUAUUGCACCAGGUGCCCCAUCAACCAGUCCUGCGGAUACGAAAGGCAAAGGCACGACCACUGAUAACGUUAGUGAUAUUGAAAUGCGUGACGUCGAUGACGGAGUGCCCGCCCCAGUCUCGGCCAAAGAUUCCGAUUCUUCCAUGACACCAUACAUCACCUCUGUCGCUUCUUUCCUUGCCACUGUACUCAACAACUCUGCGGUCCGUACGGAGUUCUGUGCCAGAGGUGGAAUUGAGUAUGUGCUUGAUCUUGCCGAAUCUCAAAGCCUGCCAGCCAACUUCGGAGACGGCAUAUCUUCGCGGAAUCUACAAAAUGUUAUUGCUCUUCUCGCUGAGCAAAAACCACAUCUCGUGAUUCCAUCACUUUUGACGCGAGCCCAAGCUGCCGUGGAGAUCCUGGAACCGUUCGCCACACACGAUUUCAGCACAUCUUUCUUUGCUCCGUUUGUAGAUCAUGACCUCCGAGGAUCUGCCGACUCAGCCAUAUUGGCACAAGGCACUGCUUUUGCGAAAGCUUUUGUCAAUAUCCAUUCCUUGGUGGCCAACUUGACAGCUUCCAUCCAGGGGUCCCCAUACAGUCACAGGAAUGCUCCACCUGUUUUCAAUUCUAUGAAUUUCGCUGAUCACUACAAUCGUUUAAUACAAACCCUUGCUCCCCUCUUAGGUGCAGCUCUAAAGGAGGAAAUUUUGUUGCAAAAGCUUGUUCCCAAGAACUGGCAACUCUUGUCAACGGCACGAAUCAGGGAUAACGGAAUUAGCGAUGCGACUUUGGACGCUGUCGUCAGUACCGAACCAUCCCCACCUCCUGUAAAUGUGCCAACACCAGCCGUUGUCAGUGAUCCGCCAUCUCGACCUCUACACCCUGACUACGUACCAACACCAGGUCCCAGCAUACUCUUUCCAUCUGCAUCUCCAGCUGCUGAUGUAGCAGGACCAGAACCAGACGUAAAUCUCACCCUGGAUAUAUCCGCCAAGCCGUACAGUCAGCUAACCCAGAAUUCUGCGGAAUUCCGCAACUAUGGAACGUUGCGUUAUCUCCUUGGCAGGAUGCCUCGAGUUAUAGGCCCCUUCUUCCAAAACGUUGGCAAGGUUCUCCUCAGCAAGCGCAGUCUUGAACUAUACUACAGACAAAGUCACGCCACUAUUGCAGAAGCUUUAUCCGAAUCUGUGCUCAAACAAUUGGCCCGCCCCGGCGAUGACAACAGUAACGAAAACUACUCUUAUUGGAUCGGAUUGUUGAGUGUAUUGAAGGACAUGUUAAUUGAUUCUUCUCGUCAUACAGAUCGCCAAGUUCAAACCAUUAGUCUUGUUUUACAAGCUUUCAAGGAUCGUUCAGGCUUUACCACGUUAAACCACAUCUUAGAAGCUUUCACUUGUGAAAUUCGUGCGAGCAAUGUUCAGUCACGCGAGCAGCAGGUGGAGGAAAAGACACCGGAACAGGUCUUGAAGAUUGAAUUAGCGACAUUUGGCGCCAAGCAAAUUCUUUCUUUCUAUGGAAUCCUCGUCAAUUCCAAGCAUAUAUUAGAAGUUCCACAGACUCUGGCUAUGAUACCUCGCAACGAUCGAGAUCGAGACCGUUCUCACACUUUCUCGCCCGGUCAAUUUGUGGUGGAGCUUCGCAUGGCCAUCUUACCCACCGUCCGAGGUUUGUGGCAAUCUGACUUGAUUGAGAACGCCCCGAGCCAAAUCUCCGAGAAACUCAUCGAGGUAAUCCGUACUAUAGCCUCUACGGAAGGUGAGAGUGGGGCUAUCAAGAGAUCUGAAACCCAGCCAGAUCGACCCACAAAGUCUCCCCGAAAGGUUUUCAAGAUCAAUUCUGACAAUGUAAACUCGCUCAAAGAUCAAGGUUAUGAUGAGGAUUUAGCCAAGGAAGCCCUGUAUCGCUGCAACAACAUCCUUGCCACCUCUGCUGAUUAUUGCAAGGAACAGAAGAAAGAAAGAACUCGUGGGCGCUGUCCAAUUCCUGACGAUGAUAUUGAGGUUGCUCCUGAGCCUAGUGGUCAUCCUGGACCAUUAAGUGGAUCUACUGGAUCAGCAAGUCCAAAUGAGCAGUCCAUGACCAUUAACCCUACUCGCCCAGAUGUUACAGCUAUUGUCAGCUCACUUCAACAAAUAGCUGCAACUCUGCCUCAUUCAAGUCAAUCAGGCACACCUGGAUCAGGUAGUGACUUCACACCCCAGGGUUUUGAUCGCAUCAUGAAUCAAUUCGUCCCUGGCUAUGAGAAUAGGAACCGGGACACAUCGAAUGCUGCUGGGCCUAGUGCUUCUCGUGAAAGCCCUUUACUGACACCUCAACAGUCUAUUAAGGCCGAAGAGAUUCUUGUCAAGCAAGUCACUGUUGAUGAUUUGAACGAUGAACGAAAGCUCAUUCGAGACAAUUUGAUUGAUAAAUGCUUAGAUGUCAUCAAUGCUCAUGGCGAUGUCACAUUUGAGAUAUCUGAUUUGAUUACUACCGUGGUCAAUAAAUCCCCGGAUCCUCCUGGACUGAAAAAGGUUGUCGGUGAGACACUUGUUUUUGCCUUGAUGUCUUUCGCAGGUGAAGAAGACGUUCGCACUGAUGGGGGUAAGAUCGCUGCCUAUGCUCAUUUGUUGGCAUUGAUGUUGCGGGAGAAGCAGUUCUACGCCGCUGCAGUGGGUGAGCUCAAGGAAAAUCUCUCUACUUUGCUCAGUUUUGUCAAAUUAUCUCCUUCGCACUCUGCUGAGGAGCCAUCACCAUGGAUUGCGCAGAUUCUUCUAAUUGUCGAGAUGCUUUUAAGCGAAGAUGCCAAGCCAAGAAAGGCCAAAUGGACGGCGCCAAAAAGCGAAAGUGAAAAAAUCGAAGCGCCUGUGAUUGAGCAUGUAGAGCUUGCCGUAUCCGAGGAAGAACGAUCUCAACUCUUAGAGUCUAUUAUGGAUAUCCUCCCACGAAUUGGAAAGGAGGAAUCACUCGCACUUGCUGUACUUCGGAUUCUUGUCAUCUUAACACGUACCCGCUCAGUUGCGCAAGGCAUGGGUGAGAAGAAGAACAUCCAGCGAUUGUUUGUCAUGGCGAAGCAGCUCGCGGGGGCCAGUUCAACCCGCAUUCACGGCCCUCUUUUAUUAAUUCUCAGACACAUUAUUGAGGAUGACGAGACCAUCAAACAAAUCAUGCGAUCAGAUAUCAAGGCCUUCUUUGAUCAUAACAUUCGACCGCAACGAUCGCCCGUUGAUCUUCAGUUGUAUUUGAGAGGAUUGCAGCACGUUGCUAAUCGUGCCCCAGCACUGUUCGUUCAAGUAACCAACGAAAUGGUCAAGUUUACAGGGUGGCCUUUCCUGUCCUCUGACCCGACAAGUCGUGCGCCAUCCUUAGUUCUCAAGGGUGAUCCUACAAGUGGAAACACGUUCUCUGUCAAGGUUUCGGAAGAUGCUGUUCAGCCGACCGUCCAAGCUACGGAAGAUUUAACUCUCCAAGAUCUCAAACCAACUACUGAGGUUGUUGAUACCGACAUGCCCGAUGUUGGAAAGGCAGCAUCUCCAGAGCACAAAACACCCGUAGUCGAGAACCCCGAUGGUGUUAUUCACUUUUUACUUUGUGAGCUCAUGAACUACAAAGAUGUUGAAGAUAAGGACCGUCCAACCACGAGCCAUGCCAACAAGCCUACCUCGUCUAGCGAUGGGGAUGUAGCCAUGGUUGGUGCACCAUCCGUACCUGAUUUACCUGCACUCAAAGGUGGCCAAUCUCUCCAGGUCCCCACCAAGCAGGAAUUCAAAGCCGAAGAACAUCCCAUAUAUAUCUACAGAUGUUUCCUUCUUCAAUGUCUCACAGAACUUUUGUCCGCUUACAAUAGAACCAAAAUUGAGUUCAUCAAUUUCAAGCGCAGUGCUCCUCCUCAGGCCAUGACUCCAUCUAAACCUCGAUCCAGUGUACUUCAUUAUCUUCUCGCCGAUCUUUUGCCUAUUGGAACUUUGGAUUACGCAGAAACUACCACUCUUCGUAAGAAGCUCACCACCUCGCAUUGGGCAGACUCUGUCAUCACUGCUCUGUUGAACAAAACAGGCGAACAGAUCCUUGACAAACUCCGCGAGCAAACCGAUGGUGAAGACGAACCCGACCUCUUGUUCGUUCGACGUUUUGUACUAGAGAAUGUUCUCAAAGCGUACAAAGAUGCAAGUGCUUCUACUGAACCCCUCGAGGUCAGAUAUGCUAGGAUGCUCUCACUUGCCGAUCUGAUGAUGCAUAUCAUGACCGGAAAGGAGAAUCUAGGAGCUGCAGAUACUGCUGUCAGCAAGAGAUCGCAGAUGCAGCUUAAGCGUAUUAUGUUUGAGAAAGGAUAUAUUGCAGCCUUGACUGCUUCGGUCGCAGACAUCGAUUUAAAUUUCCCUGGUGCAAAGCGAGCCGUCAAAUACAUCUUACGACCUCUGAAGCAACUCACUCACCACGCCAUCUAUCUUAGCGAAAAUUCUCUUAUAACAUCUCUCCCAGGACAAGCUGAUGAAGACGAUAUUGAGUCUGCCACUUCAGUGUCAGAUCUGGAAGAUGAGCGAGAAGAGACCCCUGAUCUAUUCCGAAACUCGACUUUGGGUAUGUUCGAGCAGGGGGAUGAGAAUGAUACAUCAUCUGACUCCGAAGAUGAUGAUGAAGAUAUGUACGAAGGUGAAUACGACGAUGGUAUGGACUAUGAAGAAGAAAUGGAGCAAGAUGAUGAGGAAAAUGUUAGUGAUGAAGAUGAGGAUGAUGGCAUGGGUCCUAUUGAAGGUCUCUCUGGCGAUCAUGGUGUCGACGUCGAAGUCAUCAUGGAGGAUGAAGACGACGAUGAUGAAGAUGACGAUAGCGAAGACGACGAAGACGACGACGAGCAUGGCUCUGAUGGUAUGGACGACGAUGACGCUCGCUUAGAAAUUCUUGAUGAGGUCGGAAAUGUUCAGCAGCUUGCUGAAGACGAAGACCUCGACGAAUGGGAAAGCGAAAAUGACGAAGAAAUGCAGGAGGAUGAUGAGGAAGAUUACGAGGAAGGUUACGAGGAACCAGGAGAAGACAACGAAGCUGCACAUGUUCAUGCUCAUUCUAUGGGCGAUAUGGGUCCUAUUGGCAACCUUGUUCGCGUUCUUGCUGGCGCUGGUGACGAGGAAGAUGCUGUCGAGAUGCUUCAACGUAUGGAAGAAGAAGGCGUGGGCGACCCUGAAGAUGACGAGGACGAGCCAUUGGGUGAAUACAUGGAAGAAAUUGAAGAAGAAGAAGAUGAAGAAGAUGAGGAUGAUAUGGACGAAGAAAUGCUCUUUGAGCAUGCAUAUCCAGGUCAGUCUAAUAUCAGACCAAGCUCUGCGGUCCGACUAAUAGAUCAAGCGGACGGCCCCGGUCCCAUCUUUGAUUACGAAGGAGAAGUUGAGCCUCCAAUUGUCAUCAGCCACCGUGGUCACCAAGGCCGACAGCGUCAUGCACUCCCCAGUCCCUUUCCAUUAUUUCCUGGAGGUUCGCGCGAUCCACUUGGUGGUAGGUCUCAACUCUCAGAAUUAGAAGCUAUCCGCAGAGCUGCAGAAAGACACACCCAGGAGCUCGAAUCUCUGAUUCAGAUGGCGGGAAUGAUUAGUGGCCAACCCAGACAGAACAGAACUGAUAGAGUUGUAGUUCCAGAUUUUCGUUAUAGAGCACAUAGGUCGGGCGCUCCACCCCCACAUUCUACAGAUGACGGCACGAAUCCUCUACUUCAACGCAAUGGCCCAAGUGGUUCAAGCCGACCUGGCCAUCGAGGACCUCCAAUGGGCAGCUGGAUUCAAGCAGCGGGACCAGGCGGAAGCUUAAUAGACAUGAGUAGUUUCCUUGGCGGACGUGCUUUUGGUGAUAGCCCUGAACAAAUUCUUGACAUGAUUAGAUCCUUACGUAUCCCAGGAUCGAUCGCUCGCAAUGGACAAGCUUUGCAGUUCCAUAUCACCGCUGGUCCUGGACAGCUUCCUAGAGAACUUGAAGCGAUGUUUGGCACGCGUCGUCCUCGUUCUGAGAAUCACCGCGAUACCAGCGAGCCUGGAAGCGCUACAUCUUUCUCUACUCAGUGUACAGCUGCACGAUGGGCAGAGGAGUCCAAGAUGCUCUUUGGAGCGAGCAAUAUCGAGACGGCUCAUGAGCUUAUAAACGAAAUUUUGGCUGCCCUCGUACCUCCUGCCAUAGAAGCCGACAAAGUUAUCAAGGCAGCAGAACUCGAGAAGAUCCGCGUACUAGAAGAAGAAAAGCAAAAGCGACUAGAAGCAGAAAAACUGGCCAAGGAAGUUAAGGAAGCGGAGAAGGCAGCCAAAGAAAAGAAAGAGGCCGAAGAGAGAGAGGCUGCCGAAAGAACUGCGGCUGAGAUCGUGGCUGCUCGAAGUACCGAGGUUGAUGAACAAAUCGACGAGUCUGUUGAGGCUAAUAAUGCCAGCGCGAUUGAUGCCAUGGAGGGCGUUCAAAGCGAAGUGCCAGAAGCAGCUACCAAUGUGGAAACACAGGAAACGGAAGUACUAGCUGCCGAUCGUCCUAGGGUCAUGGCUGUGAUUCGUGGCAAUCCAUUUGACAUCACGGAUCUGGGUAUUGACGCAGAGUUCCUUGCGGAGCUUCCAGAGGAAAUUCGCGAGGAAGUCAUCAUGGCUGCCGUUGCCGAACGACGUCAACAAGCUACUGCCACCGGCUCGCAACCAACCGACAUUGAUCAGGAAUUCCUUGAUGCCCUUCCAGACGAUAUCAGACAGGAGAUCAUGCAACAAGAGGCACAAGAACGCCGCCGCCGUGAACGUAUCGAACGACGAGAAGCAGGUGCUGCUGCAGGCGGUGCCCCACCAAACGAAGAUAUGGAUAUUCCAAGUAUUCUUGCCACCUUGUCACCAACUUUCAGACAAGAAGUUUUGAUGGAUGGCGAUGAAGCAUUCAUGGCAUCCUUACCUCCAGACCUCGCUGCUCAAGCGCGUCAACUGCGCCGAGCCCAGCCGGAUCAUCCUGGCCACCCUGGAAGAGCACCUGUGGGCGUUAUUCGCCGUGUGGCUCCCGGCGAAGAAAAUCGGAAUGCUCCUCAGCAGCCAAGAACUCGUCGGGCAAUUGUGCAGAUGCUAGACAAACAAGGUGUAGCAACACUCCUUCGUUUGAUGUUCGUUUUCCAACAUAGCAGUUUCCGAAAUACACUCAACUCAGUCUUGCAAAAUGUUGCAUUGAACAAGCACAACCGUGCCGAGCUCAUCAGCACCCUUCUCCACAUUCUUCAAGAUGGUAGUGCUGACAUGAUCGCGAUCGAGCGAAGCUUUUCGUACUUGUCGGUGAGAGCGAAGCAACCAAGAGAAAAGGAUCCAAAGACUCCAACACAAACUAUCCGAAGAACAGUUACGGGUCUUGGUUCUCUUGCGCAGACAAAUUCCGAGGCAUCGCCGCUUAUGGUAGUCCAACAAUGUUUGACAGCCUUGGUCUAUCUUGCUCAGACCAAUUUGCAUGUGGCUUCUUUCUUUUUAACCGAGCACGAGCCAUCUGGCGGACUCAAGCGUAGUCUCAGUCGCAAAGGGAAGGGAAAGGACAGCAAAGCCCCAAGAUACGCACUCAACUCCUUGCUCAGUCUUUUAGAUCGUGACCUCAUCAUGGAAAGCGCGACUAUCAUGGAACAGCUUUCACUCUUACUUAACAUUGUCACUAGUCCACUUAUUGCGCUAGAACGAAAGCAAAAGGAAGCUAUCGAAGAAGCCGAAAAGGCCAAGGCGGCUGCAACUCCAAAUGAGACAGCCGAAACCACUGGUACUACUGACGCACCUAAUCCUGAAAAUGCUACCACGGGUGAAAGCGACUCUACAGAACAAACAUCCACAUUACAAGAAGCAAAUGCUCCCACAGAAAACCCAUCGGCCGAUUCAGCUUCUGCUUCAGUACCGUCAGCACUUGUCAUCACUACAGACGCUGCUGAAGGCGAGACUUCCACCGUUCCAGAAACCAAUAUUGCCAAUCCUGAAGAUGCUUCGAGGAAAGAAGAGAAGAAGGUGCAUGUUUUCACCCCUCCCAUUGUACCAGAACACAAUCUCCGAUUGGUGACCAACAUUUUCUGCUGUGAGUGUAACUCCAAGACCUUCCGAGAGACGAUAUCAACUAUCAAGAACCUCUCCACAAUUCCUGGUGCGAAGGCUAUCUUUGGGAAAGAACUUGUUGCCAAGGCCCGAGCAUUAGGAGAAGUCAUUCUCGUAGACCUCCAAGACCUUCUUCCUCAGAUUCAAAAAGCCAGAACUGGAACGGAGAUUCAAGGUGUCGCAUUAGCAAAAUUCUCGCCACCGGCCUCCGACCAGCACAAGCUUCUACGUGUCCUCACUGCUCUGGAUCAUUUGUUUGAUCCUAAGCGGGAAAAGAAGGAUGACGCAGCCAGUGAAGCCGAGGCCUCUUCUGAGAUGGUUGAGAAGCAAGAUCUUUUGUCUAGCCUCUAUGAGAAUUCUACUUUCGGUCCAAUGUGGGAGAAGUUAAGUGCCUGUCUCAGUACAAUUAGACAACAAGACCACAUGUUGAGUGUCGCCACUAUUCUUUUACCUUUGAUUGAAUCCCUGAUGGUGGUUUGCAAGAACACCACCUUGAAGGAUGCACCGCUAGCUCGGGCUACGAAGAAUAAGGAAAUGUCUCUCGCUAGUCCUGUUCCGGAGUCUCGUAUGGAGAACUUGUUCUUCACGUUUACCGAAGAGCAUCGAAAGAUUCUCAACGACCUCGUCCGACAUACCCCUAAGCUCAUGUCCGGUACCUUCUCACUCUUGGUAAAGAAUCCCAAGGUCCUUGAAUUCGACAACAAGCGCAACUAUUUCAGUCGCAGCAUUCACAGCCGAAGCCAGACUUCUCGUGCAGUCCCUCCUCUUCAAUUAUCUGUCCGUCGGGAGCAAGUAUUCCACGACUCUUUCAAAUCCCUCUACUUCCAGACGCCGGACCAGAUGAAGUAUGGCAAGCUGAGCAUCCGUUUCCACGGGGAAGAGGGUGUAGAUGCGGGUGGAGUUACUCGCGAAUGGUUCCAAGUUCUCUCUAGGCAAAUGUUCGACCCUGGCUAUGCUCUAUUCAUUCCCGUGUCUUCUGAUCGCACUACAUUCCAUCCCAAUCAAUUGAGUAGUAUCAACGAGGAGCAUCUCAUGUUCUUCAAAUUCAUCGGUCGUAUCAUCGGAAAGGCACUAUAUGAAGGUCGUGUUCUCGAUUGCCACUUCAGCAGAGCAGUUUACAAGCGCAUCUUAGGCAAGGCUGUUUCGGUGAAGGACAUGGAAUCUUUGGAUCCAGACUAUUAUAAAUCUCUCAUAUGGAUGCUUGAAAAUGACAUUACUGAUAUCAUUACCGAAACCUUCUCUGUGGAUAACGACAAGUUCGGCGUUGUUGAGACCAUUGACUUUAAAGAAAAUGGACGCAACAUUGCUGUUACGGAGGAGAACAAGCACGAGUAUGUGAGAUUGAUGGUCGAAUGGAGAUUGACAGGAUCUGUCAAGGCACAGCUUGAUGAAUUCUUAAAGGGCUUCCAUGACAUUAUCCCUGCUGAGCUGGUUGCAAUUUUCAAUGAGCAAGAACUGGAAUUACUGAUUUCUGGACUACCCGAAAUCGAUGUUGAUGAUUGGAAGAGUAACACCGAAUACCACAAUUACUCGGCGUCCUCUCCGCAAAUUCAAUGGUUCUGGCGUGCUAUUCGCUCAUACGACAAGGAAGAGCGAGCCAAGUUGUUACAAUUCGUCACGGGAACCAGUAAGGUACCUCUCAAUGGCUUCAAGGAACUCGAGGGUAUGAACGGUUUUAGUCGAUUCAAUAUUCACCGCGAUUAUGGCAACAAGGAGAGACUUCCAUCCUCUCAUACGUGCUUUAACCAACUCGACCUUCCAGAAUACGAAAGUUAUGAAACCCUUCGUACUCAAGUUCUCACGGCCAUCACGGCAGGCAGCGAAUAUUUUGGGUUUGCAUAA